AUGAAUGAAGAAUAUAAAAAUAUUAUAUUAAAAUAUAAGAAAAUCCAAAAUGACGAAAUAAGAAGUCGUAAUAUGGAAAGCGAAGAUGUAAAUGUAGAUAUUUACAAAAAUAUAGAUAAUUUUAUCAAUAGAAAAGAAAUAAAUAAAGAAGAAAAUAUUUAUGAAGACGAAUUAAAAGGGUUAGAAAUAAAUAAAAAUGAUAAUAUAUAUGAAAAAGAUUUUUUGAAUGAUAUAAAUUAUUUAAAUGAUGAAAAUGAUGUAAAAAAAUAUUUCCUUCAGAAAAAUAUAAAAAAAAAAAUUAAAAAAAUUGAUUUAUUAAAUCUAUAUGUAAACAAUUCUGAAAAUAUAAAAAAUGAAUUAAGAAAAACAUCUAUUUGUAAAUAUUGGUUAAAAGGAAUUUGUGCAAAUAUUGAAUGUAAUUUUGCUCAUGGAGAACAUGAAUUAAAAUCUACUUAUGGUGUUUAUAAGACAACUAUAUGUAAACACUGGAAAAAAAAUGGGAAUUGUUCAAGUGGAAUUAAUUGUAGACAUGCUCAUGGAGAAAAUGAAUUGCAACCUAAAAAUUUGCCUCUACAUUUACUAAAAAAAAAAAAUAACUUAAAAAAUAAAAAUAAUAUGAAAAAUAUAAACUUAAAUAAACUUAGUUCUAUUAGCAAUUCGUGCAACAUUAAUUAUAUGAAUGAUACAAAUAAGAUAAAUAAUAAUAAUAAUUCUAAUAAUGUAAAUAAUGUAAAUAAUGUAAAUAAUGUUAAUAAUUUGAAUAACAUCAGUAAUUUAAAUUAUACAAAAAAUACACAAACUAUUAAUAGUUUAAGUAAUGGAGAUAAUAUAAAAUGUACUGAUAAUUUUAAUAACAAUUUAUUAAUAAGUUUAAAUAAAAACAACGAAAAUAUUAAUAGUUUAAACAAUUCUAAAAAAAUAUGGAAUUAUAAAAUUUUUAAAGAACAAUCUAAUAAUAGUGAAACUGAAAAUAAAUUACCAAAAUCAUUUUUAAAUAAUUCCACCGAAAAUAUUAAUUAUUUAUUAAAUACAAUUCAGAAUAUUCAUAACAAAGAAAACAAAGAUGAUAAUUGUAAUAAUAAUUAUAAUUUAAUGAAUGAUAAUAUGAAAAUUGAAUUUUGUAAUAUGAGCAAUGAUGAGAAACAAAAGAUAGAAGAUAUAAAUAGUAAAUUAAUAAAUAAAAAUUUUUUAAAUAAUAUAACUAAUAUUAAUAAUAGCAACAUAAAUAAUGAAUCGGGAUGUUUUGGAAAUAUGCUAUAUUUAAAAUUAAAUAAUAAUGUUGAUAAUUUAAUGAAAAAUAAUGACAAUUUAAAUAAUAUUACAAAUUACAAAUAUAAUCUUGAAAAUAGAAAAAAUAAUUUUGAAAAUAAUAUAAGUGAUAUUGAAAUUACCAAAAAUAUAUUUGACGAUAAUAAUAAUAAUUAUACAGAGGAUAAUAAUGAUAAUUCUCACAUUUUAAAUAAUUUUAAUAAUAUUGAUAUUAAUAAUAAUAAUAAUAAUAGUAAUAUAUUAAAUAAUAAUAAAAAUAAUUGCAAUAAGCAUUUUAUUAGUUAUAAUGAUUUUUCUAAUUAUAAUAAAAGUGAUUUGAAUAAUAAUUUUGAAAAUACUAAUAAUAUAAUGAAAAAAGUUUCUUACAAUAUGAAAUAUUUUUCUUUUUAUAUAAAUACAUUAAAUAAAAUAGCUGAUAGUUUGAAUUACGUAAAUAAUAUAGAAAAUAUUAACAUUCCCAGUAAUAGUAAUAUGAACAAUAAAAAUAUAUUAAAAGAAAUUAUAAAUGAUGAUAAAGAUAAUAAUAAAAUAAAUAUUAUAAAAGAAAAUUAUACAAAUUCUAAUUUAGUUAUUAACAAUAAUGAUGACAAUUACCAUAUUUCUAAAAACGAUGAUGAAAAUGUAGAAGAAAAUAUGAAAGAUAAGCAAUUAGUAUUAAACGAUUUAAAAUUAAACAAUACUGAUAUAACUUUAAUGAAAAGUGCAUAUAAUACUAUGAAUACAUAUGAUAAUAAUAUGAACAACGAUUUAAAUAAUAAUAAUAAUGACAUUAAUGUGAGUAAAAAUAAUAAUAAUAAUGACAUUAAUGUGAGUAAAAAUAAUAUGAAUAGUGAUAAUAAUGAUAAUAAUAAUAAUAAUAAUAAUUAUAGUAAUAGUAAUAAUAAUAAUAAUUAUAGUAAUAGUAAUAAUGUUGUAAGUUGUAGAAAUACUGCAAUUAAUAAUGACGUAAUAGAUAAUAGUGACAUUAUAAAUAAUAGUGAUUCAAUAGAUAAAAAUAAUAUAAGUAACAAUAAAAUAAAAAAUAUUAAUUCAUAUAUAAAUUAUAAUUUAAAAUCAAAUGAAGAUAAAAAUGAAAAUUUCAAUAAUGAAACUAAAAUAACAAACAUAGAUAGUUUAAAUGAUAAAAUAUAUAAUAGUUUAAAAAAUUUACAAAUGAAUAGUUCUAAGAAUAAUAAUAAUAAUGAUGAUAAAAAUUAUGAAUAUAAUAAUUUGCUUAAUAAAUUUAAUAAUUCUGAUAAAAAUACAAGUAAUUUUUGUAAAAAAUUUCUAAUUUCUCAAAAUAUAAAGAACAAUAAUAAUGAUGCACAUAAUAAUUAUGAUAAUAACAUAGAUUGCAAGAAAGAAGAUCAUUUAAGUUAUAAUAAUAAUAUAAAUAAUUUUAGAAAUAAUUUUGACUUAAUAAAUUGUGGAAUAAAUUAUUAUAUGAAUGAUAAUAAUAUGAAAUUAAUAAACAAUCUAGAAAAUAGUUGUCUUUUAAACUAUACUGAAGAUAAUAAAACUUUUAUAAAUGAUAUUGAUAAUAACAAUAAUAAAAACAUUUUUGUAAAUAACAAAAUAGAAAAUGAUAAGUUAUAUGAAAAAAAAAUGGAUUUAAUUAAAAGUAAGAAAAUAAUUAAUUUAAAUAAUAUAAGCAAAGAUAAUAAUUAUUCCUAUAAUGAAAUGUAUUCAGAAAAUAUUUUAAAAGAUGAAAAUGCAAAUAAAUUUGAUAAUAAAGAUAAAGAGUAUAAUUAUUUAAAUAAAAAUAUAGAAAAUAAUGAUAUAAUUAAUAUGAAUAACAAUAAUAUGAAUAAUAAUUUGCAAAACAUAAAUGAUGAUUAUUAUAAUUUAAAUGAGAUCAUGUGUAAAAUAAGGUUAUUAUAUGCCAUGAACAACCUUGAUAAGGAUAAAAAUGAAGAUAAUAAUACAAAAAAUAAAGAUAAUGAAAAUUCAAAUAUAAAUAAUAAUAAUGUAAAUAACAUGAAUGAGUUAGUAAAUAAUGAAAAUUAUAUAAGCAACAUAAAGAAAAUAUUAAGUGAUAAAGAAAAUUUUUUGAAAAAUUUCAAUUCAAAUUAUGAAGAUUGCCUUAAUUUAAAAAAUAAUAAAGAAUCACAUCUACCAAACAAUGUACAAAAUAAAAAAACGUUAGAAAAUGAAGACAUAAUUAACAAUACGAAUACAUUCAUGACGGAUAAAAACAGUAUGGAGAAAAAUAAAGAAAUAAAUAGUAUGAAAAAGAAAACAAAUGAAGAACCACUUAAAAAAAGUCAAAUGAAUAAUAAUAUUGUCUAUUUAAGUAAUGAUUCAUUUUAUGAAAAAGAUAAUAGUAAUUAUAAUUUUAUAUUGAGUGAUAAUUUGCAUUUAGGAAAUAAUAAGGGAGAGAGCAUUUUACAUAAUAAUGAUAAUAAAAUGAAAAUAAAAAAUAAUGAUUUUAAUACUUUGUUUAAAGAUAAUAAAGAAAGUAACAUUUAUGAUGAAAAUUUUCUUAUAUAUGAUAAACAGAUAAAUAAAAAAAACUCAUAUAACAUAAAUAGUAAUAGAAAUGAUGAUUCAAUUAAUGAAAAAGAAGACAAUAACGAUAAUAAUAAGGAAUAUAAUAUGAAAAGAAAUAAUCAUAACGAUAUUGCCAUUAAUAAUGAAAAUAACAAUGGUAAUAAAAAUGUUAGCAACAUGGAAUAUUAUUAUAAUAAUAACAAUAAUGAUUUAGCAACUCGUUUUAAUAAUUAUAAAAAUGAAGAUUAUAUAAAUUAUGAUAAAAAUAAAGAUUCAGAUUCUUUUAUUAAUGUAAGAAAUGAUGUGAAUAACAAAAAGAAUAACUUUCAUUUUGAUGAAUUAAUUAAUAAUGAAAUUUCAAACGAUUUCAUUUAUUCUUUAAUUAAAAAUUCGGAAAAUAAACAUUUGGAAAAUAAAUGUUUUAUGAAUGAUGGAAAAAAUGAGGUUUCUAAUAAAAACUUAAAUGUAGACAAAAAUAUUGCAAGUAACGAAGGAAAUGAAGUUUAUAAUAUGAAUGAAAAAAAUAAUGAACAAAAAGAAAUUAUGAAAUCAUCAACAAAAUUAGUUAGUUUGAAUAAUAUACAAAAUAAAAAUGAAAACAUGGAAAAGGAAAAAAAAAAAUACAUGUUUGACUUUUUAAAUUUCUUAGAAGAAACAAAACAUAAGAAUGAAUAUAAUAAUAAUAAUAAUAAUAAGGAAAAUAAUAAUUUUAAUAAAUUAGUUAAUAAUAACUCAACAAAGCUAGUUAGACUUCAUGCAUUUAAAGAAACAUAUAAUAAAUGUACUAACAAUGAUAAGGAAGAUGAAAACAACAUAAAUAAUAUACUACAAGAAAAAUCUAAAUUUCUAAAAAUUAAUAAAUUAGAAAAAAAAAGUUAUCCGUUUGGAGAAAAUAAUUUUAAAAAUGAUAAUAAUAAUAAUAAUAAUAUUUAUAAUUCAAAGGAAUAUAUUAAUAAAAAUCUUUUUUUCUCUUCUAAUGGGAAUGAAUAA
Plasmodium gallinaceum is the source of this 4728-nucleotide messenger RNA. Its product is annotated as zinc finger protein, putative. The transcript has a single exon. Lineage: Eukaryota; Apicomplexa; Aconoidasida; Haemosporida; Plasmodiidae. Bases 1 to 4728 code for a protein of 1575 amino acids. The record is from RefSeq and is a predicted model, not a curated record. Gene Ontology annotation, molecular function: metal ion binding.